AGUGUGAGAUCGGAUCGGGAGAGAGAGAGAGAUGGGGCUAAGAAGUAAAUUAAGAAUGUCAGCGUCAGUGGUGCAGCAGGGGAUGAAGGAAAUAAGAAGGAGCGUGACGUACAUGCCUCGACCGGGGGACGGUGCGCCGCGGGGGGUGACGCUGAUACCGGGGGACGGAAUUGGGCCUCUGGUGACUCAUGCGGUGGAGCAGGUGAUGGAGGCGAUGCACGCCCCCAUAUACUUCGAGAAGUACGAUGUGCACGGGGACAUGAGGCGUGUGCCGGAGGAGGUGCUGGAUUCGAUACGGAAGAACAAGGUGUGCUUGAAGGGUGGUUUGAGGACUCCGGUGGGUGGGGGUGUGAGCUCCCUCAACGUUCAGCUCAGAAAGGACCUCGAUCUCUACGCUUCCCUCGUCAAUUGCUUCAACUUGCCCGGCUUGCCCACCCGCCACCACAACGUCGACAUCGUCGUCAUUCGCGAGAACACCGAGGGAGAGUACUCCGGUCUCGAGCACGAGGUCGUUCCAGGCGUCGUCGAGAGCCUCAAGGUUAUGUCCAAGUUCUGCUCCGAACGUAUUGCCAAAUAUGCCUUCGAGUAUGCAUACUUAAACAACAGGAAGCAAGUCACCGCCGUCCAUAAAGCCAACAUCAUGAAACUCGCAGAUGGUCUCUUCCUUGAAUCUUGCCGACAUGUAGCUACCAAAUAUCCUGGUAUCAAGUACAACGAGAUUAUUGUCGAUAAUUGCUGCAUGCAACUUGUCUCCAAACCAGAGCAGUUCGAUGUUAUGGUGACUCCUAAUCUCUAUGGAAAUCUAGUGGCUAAUACGGCAGCUGGAAUUGCCGGUGGCACUGGGGUCAUGCCCGGAGGGAACGUUGGGGCUGAUCAUGCUGUGUUUGAGCAAGGUGCUUCCGCAGGAAAUGUCGGAAAGGAAAAGAUGGUGGAGCAGAAGAAGGCAAAUCCUGUUGCUCUGCUUCUCUCCUCCGCCAUGAUGCUCAGGCAUCUACAGUUUCCUUCAUUCGCGGACCGCCUUGAGACUGCUGUCAAGCGUGUCAUUUCGGAGGGCAACUGCAGAACUAAAGAUCUUGGUGGAGACAGCACUACACAGCAAGUUGUUGACGCUGUCAUUGCCAAUCUCGACUAGACUACACCUUCCCAUGGCUAUGCACAAUCUUUUUCAAAUAUCCUUCCCCCAGUUUGUUGUAAUCAAAGUUCAUUUUCUAUUGCUAUUUUUCAACAGGGUUGAAGACUCUCUAUAAUAAUUCGGCUUAAUUUUCAUGUAAUUAUGUUUGCUCAACCAAAGUCACACUUGUAACCUGUCCAUUGUUUGAGGCAAUUUGCUCAAACAAAGGAUGCUUCUCUAUCCACAUAAUGUGUAAUGUAACGUUGAUUGAAACGAACAACACUGCCUUCCA
Glycine soja is the source of this 1403-nucleotide messenger RNA. Its product is annotated as isocitrate dehydrogenase [NAD] regulatory subunit 1, mitochondrial-like. The coding region runs from base 32 to 1132 and encodes 366 amino acids. Gene Ontology annotation, molecular function: isocitrate dehydrogenase (NAD+) activity. Gene Ontology annotation, biological process: isocitrate metabolic process; tricarboxylic acid cycle. Gene Ontology annotation, cellular component: mitochondrion. NCBI's taxonomy places the organism in Eukaryota, Viridiplantae, Streptophyta, Magnoliopsida, Fabales, Fabaceae. The transcript has 3 exons. The record is from RefSeq and is a predicted model, not a curated record.